This is a messenger RNA of Ictidomys tridecemlineatus (thirteen-lined ground squirrel), 2327 nucleotides long. Lineage: Eukaryota; Metazoa; Chordata; Mammalia; Rodentia; Sciuridae. The record is from RefSeq and is a predicted model, not a curated record.
GGAGGGGCUGUCUGUCAAGAAGAUCCCUAACCUUCCCCAGGGCUCCAGCUCCGGCCUCCUAUACCACCCUCCCCACUUCUUGCCACAACCCUUUCUCCUUUCCUGUACUUUGGGGCCUCCUGGGGGCUGGGCUCCACUUGAACUGGGUUUCUGGGAGGUUUGAGUCCCAGGCUGAUAGUGACUGUUCACCAAGUCCUGCAGGUUCAGGUGUUGGGGCCAGCCAGAGGAAGAAGGGCAGAGGGAGGGGUCCAGGAAGGCUGCCUGGAGGAGGAGCAGGAGGAGCUGCUGCCCUGCUUCCUCUGUAGGGCCAAGUGAAAACCUGUCUUCUGGGGCCACAAGGGCCAGCAGGGGCCUGGAGCUGUAGGUUCCCAGGUGAACUGAGCUGCCCAAUCAAGCUACAAGCAGUAAUGAUCCUGAGGGAGCAAGUGUGCACUUAGGAACCAGAACCCUUACCCAUAGCCUCUGGUGCUGACGGGCCUGCCAACCCCAGCCCUGACCUCCACUCUAAACAGCAGGUUGGGGAUGUAGCUCAGUGGUAGAGCACUUGCCCAGCAUAGGCAAGGCCCCUGAGCUCAAUCCCAGGUACAGAAGAAAAAAAAAGAAAUCUCCGCCUCUCCAGUCCCUCCUACCCAGCACCGCCUCUGCCUGGCACUCUGGAGGAUGAACGGAUGCAUGUUGAGAUGGGCAAGGGUUCCACCUGCUAGGCCUUGGGCUGCCUUCUGUGUUGUGUGUACUUUGAGAACAUAGCUGUGAUCGUGUGCUGUGUAGUGUGCUGGGGAAGCCCUGUGUUGCUGCUUAGGCGAUGAAUGGCAAUGCACACACCUCUGGCUGAGCAGCAGAGCACUUGCUCAGGGUAGCUUGCAGGGUCUCGUUCCAGCUUGACCUGUAUUAUUAGCCAGUUGUACUCCAGAAGGUGUCUCCUAGCAGUGAGGCUUAGAUGCUGCCUUCUCAGCCUCUGAUCAGCAUUUACUUGAUUCUGCUACACUCUGGCACUUGGUUGUUGACUGGGCUUUUCUGGACAUGUUCACAAUAUGUUUGUACUGUAACCUUGGGGGUAGAUCACUCAGGGUGCAUACUUUCCAGUUUGUAGUGUGGCUUGUUAUAUUGUUUGUGCUAUUUUUUGACAGAGGGGAUACUACUAAUUUUUUUCUAUAUGAUGGUUAGAAAGUUCUUCCUGUACCUAAUUUUUAAAAAAUCAGGAUUUGUUCAAAGUGGAAAAUAAUGUGCAGCUCCAGCAGAAAGAAUCCAAAGACAGCCCCACACAGCUGUCCAGGUGACUGGACUCCUCUCAGGGAAGAGAGCCAGAGGCAGAAGGAGCUGAGCCAGCAAGGGGGGAGUUGAGGCAAAAUGACAGCUACCCAGAAACACAACCUCUUCACACCAGAACCUCACUACAUCCCUGGCUAUGCCGGCUUCUAUCCACAGCUGCGUUACCAAGUGGGGAACACCUAUGGGCGCACCACAGCACAGCUGCUCACAGAUCCCAGCGUGCAGAAGAGCCCCUGCUCUGUUCUCUCCCCUAUAUCCAAGCCCAAAUUCAUUGAGGACUUCAGCAAGUCUAAACCCCCCUUCAUCCCCUGCAGGGACCUGAAUGAGCCCUAUAUCCCCCACUACACUGGUCUGAAGCCAUACAAGAACUUUGAGAUCCUGGGCCAGCUCCCAUCCCAGGAGGUGGGUGCACAAGGGUCUCCAGAGAACAUAUCCAGACAGGUUCUGCUGCCUGCAGGUUUCAUGCCCUACCCUCCCUACCCCCCAUGCCCACCUGGCAGGAAGGGGUACUCUGGAGAGUUGGGACACCCAGGCCUGCUGCUGGCAUAUGGAGAAGAUGCGUGGAAGACCGCUGUCCCUGAGGUUCCAGGGCAGUCCCAGCUGUACCACUGCAGGAGGGACGAGUACCUGCCCCCACCCCACAGGCAGGAGACUCUAGAUGUAGGCAGGUUCCAGCGGCUACCCCAGUUGGACCACCCCAACCUGAUCCAACGCAAGGCUAUCUCAGGCUAUGCUGGCUUCAUACCACGGUUCACUUGGGUAAUGGGUGUUAAUUACCGCGAUGGAGUCACACAGGCUAUGGACGAGUUCGACAAGAACCAGUUCCUGUUCAGAAAUCCAGUCUGUUCUUUGGGUGAGAGGUUGCCCAAGAACCACUGGCCAAACACCACCAUCUACAACAGCCAGGGCCUGAUCCCAUUCUAUAUGGGCUUCAUCCCUCGACAGGCCAAGUGAGCCCUGCAGGAGACAUGUGCAGACCUGCCCCAGGCCAUUGGCAAGCCUAAGCCAACUACAGUCUGGCUCCCUUACAGACAUGCAGGACAACUAUGCGCUGACCU